GAGGCCCAGCAGUGCGCAGGCUCUGUAUGAGCGGUGCUGACUGCCUAUUGACUGGGAAAACAACGGGCUGUGGGAGGACGGAUCAGGGCGGCUGUGGGCUAACGGGUGAGGGAAGGAGCACAGAUCCAACCUCUCCACGCCGCUGUCGUUUAUCUCUGGGGGUGUUUUAUUUUUUUUGUUUUUUGUUUUUCUCCUACACUGGAAUGAAUGUAACUGCUGCUUCUCAUCAUCAUCACCAUCGGGUUUUUAUUUUGUCAGAACAACAGAUCUUCCUGGUCUCGGAGGAUCUCGCACACACACAAAGCCAGAAGAAUCUGGGGCUCAUCUGACUGCAGGACAAGAGCCCAACCUGCCAGGGGACACCAUGGAAGCCCCUCUUGUGUGCUUGGACGAGGAGUUCGAGGACCUGCGGCCCUGCCGGAUGGACGAGCAGGACCACUCCUCCUACUCCAGCGCCACCACAACCACCACCGUCCCGCUGGCCUCCAUCACCCGCGAGGACUUCUCUGAGCUGGAGAACUUCUCUGAGAUGAUGAGCUUCAAGUCGAUGGAGGACCUGGUCAACGAGUUUGACGAGAAACUCAACGUCUGCUUCCACAACUACAACACCAAAACCGAAGGCCUGGCGCCGAUCCGGAACCAGACCCACAGCCAGGAGGAUGAGGAGCGGCUGCAGGAUGAAGAUGUGUGGGACGCUCUGACCGACAACUACAUCUCCACCUGGGACGGACCCAACUCUGAGGGACUCAACGGCAACCUGUCCGACCACGAGGUACACCGUUCUCUAGAAACCUUUGGCUUUUACUGGACUAUUUAUUCCUGUUUCUGUUUUCCAUUUCUUGGCUUUAGGUUGAUUUCACUUACAGCCUACAUUUGGCCAGAUAUUGCAAAGGUUCUAGGAUGGCCAAAUCUCUCUCUCUCUCUGUCUCAGGUCAUUGAGGAGAUCGUUGAGAUGAUGGAGAACUCUCCAGAUCCCGGCGAAACCGAGGAGGAGGACGAGGAGGAGAGCAGCCUGUGCUCCUCCAGGACCAACCCGUCCCUGCUGGAGGAGAUCAGGCAGCUGUCCCAGGCCUCCAACAACAACUGCUCCUACGAAGGCCUCAGCUGCAUGCCCAGCUCAGCGCUGAUGGAGCUGCUGCACAGGGUGGAGGCCGCCAUCCGGGAGUACUCAGAGGAGCUGGUCAACCAGCUGGCCCGGCGGGACGAGCUGGAGUUCGAGAAGGAGGUGAAGAACACGUUCAUCACAGCUCUGAUGGAGGUGCAGAACAGGCAGAAGGAGCAGCGGGACAGCAGCAAGCGCAAACGGCGGGACAAGGCGCUCAGCCUGCAGGGGGGCGGGACGGCGCCCUCCAACGGGGCCAACACCGCCUCAUCUGGCCAGAAGACCGGCACCAUGCCGGUCAAGCGCUUCAGCAUGGAGGGCCUCUCCAACAUCCUGCAGACGGGCAUCAGGCAGACGUUUGGAAGCACAGGAAAUGAGAAGCAGUAUCUGAACACUGUGAUUCCAUACAAGAAGAAAACCACCCCUCCGUCUGUCGACGACCUGCAGAUGCUCACAAAGAUCCUCUAUGCCAUGAAGGAAGACAGUGAGAAGGUGCCUACGCUGCUGACGGACUACAUAUUAAAAGUCCUCUGUCCCACCUAAAGAACCGUCAUACCAGGAGUGAAAUGUGACAGAGAAACCGACCCCCCCGCCCUGUCCCGCUCCCCAGGACUUUCCUAAACUUCUGGCCCAGUCUGCAUGAGCUCCCCUCGUUUUCCAUUACCAACCAUGGAUCGACACCGUCCGCAUUAUCUCAUCCGUCUAAACUACGACUACUGCCUCCUGCUGAGCUCACCUCGUCCUUCCCUGCACACCCGUCUCAGGCCAGACACCAAAAUGGCCGCUGCCUGAAAAAGCGAUCGGAACGGUCCAGUCCCACUUUUACAGGACUUCACUAAUGGAGCAUGAUAAGCUGGUUAACGAUCACAAGAGAUCACUUUGGUACAGGGAUCCAGUUUCAGAUAUCACUUCUCUCUUGUCAUCUCUCAUUUCGUUGUCAUGUUUGGUUUUGUUUUUUUUUUUCUUGCUCUGACAGACACUGUUUUUGUUAGGCUUAUUUACAAAGCCGUUAAUCACGGAACGAUUGCUCUUUUCAACACAUAUAUACAGUCAUCCAUGUAAAGUGGAUUGUAUGGGGAAACGUGAUUCAUAAGAAUACAAAAGCCAUGCACCUUUUUCUGCCAACUCAGUACUGUAGUUCCUUUAGAGUGAGAAGAAACACACUACUAUUACGGGUGCAGUGCAGUGCGUUACAAAGCUUCUUUCACAAUAAAUAUCCAGUGCUCUUCAAACUUUUUUUUAAAAUUUAUUUUGAAAUAUUAAUAUAUAUAUUAUGUUGUACAUUUUUUUUUUUUUACAUUUAUUUACUGUAAUUGUCAUUCCACUCGGUGCAGCCACCUACACUUGUAAAUCUUGUUUUUUAAGUUCAGUGACUGAAAACAAAUAAUUUUAAUAACUGUGUAUGUAUUUGCAUAUUAGCAUUUUUUUUCCCUUUUGCCCCAUGUAGAUGAAUGUUACAUCGCUUAAUUGCUAAUUCAAAUAAACUUCUGCCCUCUAUGUUA
Molecule: messenger RNA, 2604 nt
Organism: Poecilia reticulata (guppy)
Lineage: Eukaryota; Metazoa; Chordata; Actinopteri; Cyprinodontiformes; Poeciliidae
Source: RefSeq, a predicted model, not a curated record